Messenger RNA from Symbiodinium sp. CCMP2592, 4341 nucleotides. The record is from the annotation of a GenBank genome assembly. Lineage: Eukaryota; Dinophyceae; Suessiales; Symbiodiniaceae.
AUGAGCGGUGCAGGUAAGGAGGAGGAGCGACCUAAGCUGGAAAGGUUUGACGGCACACAGCCAUCGACAUACAAGAGGUGGAGACGCAAGGCCAUGCUCAUGCUUAUGGCUUUGCCGACGACUUACACCAAGGACCGUUGGGGUGCAAAGUUGAUGGAGUACUUGGCUGGAGAAGCCGAGGAAGUCUGCGAGGCACUGCCAAUAGAGAAGCUAGUGAAGGAAGGAGGCCACGAUUUGGUCUUCGAGGCUCUGGACGCAAAGCACAAAGAGUUGCAGAAGGACGAUCCGAGCCCAAGAGUCGUUUCGCAACUUGACAGUUCGGCUGGAAACGGCAUAUGCCAGGGGUCUUUGGUGUACAAGGAGGUGACGGCGGCCAUUACGGCUAUCUUCCCUCAAGGUGUUGCAAGGACUGGUGGGCACAAGAGCCGGGAAGUCUUUGAAGCUCACGGUGAUGCAGAUGACGAGAUCGUGAUGAGCGAUCAUGGCAGCUCUGGCCCUCCAGAGCCUUCCUCAGAUGAGCUGGAAAGCACAGAGCGCACGCCGCGAGAUCAGCAAGUGUACGGCCCACCAACGGCCGCAGACCUGGCUCCGAAGGGGCCGCCGAGACCCGUUCCUGUGCACUAUGAUGCUGCUAGCCACGCGAUGCCUCCUGCUUUGGCUGAUCCAGCCACAGUCUCCGAUGAUAAUGCCGACGGAGAGGAUCAUGAUGGAAGUGCCCGGCCAGGGCCUACACACACAGGGUCGCGAAGACGACCCCGUGCAUCGACUUCUUCCAGCUCCAGCUCCGACUCUGAGACCCAUAACGCCGCUCACGCUACCGAUGAAGACGACGAAGAGGAGCCAGAUGCAGACGCGGCAGCAGAUGCCGCCGACAGCCACACUGACGGGGGAUACUGGUCUGAGACCUCCUUGGUCUUGGAAGGCCAGGAAUUGGCCGAUGCCUGUGACACUUUCGUUACUUUGUACCGAAGACAGCUUACAGAACAACCAGAAGGCAUCAACAACAGGUCCAGGGGUUCGCGACACAACGUCUGGAAGGGCAGAGCCAUUGCACUGCGAAAUUUCAGAGUGUGCACAUGGCCGCUGCGGCUACAGCUGCUCCUCUGCCAUCCCGGCUGCCUGCAGCCAGUGCCGCUGCAGGCGGACAGAUACGCAUGUUCGCCCCCGGACAGGUCCAGUGGCAUUUUGGUGAUGCUCUCCAAGAAAUACUUCGAGGAUCCAGCAGUGCACGAGCCGAUUCCAGGCAGGGUCCUUCAGGUUCGAGCGACUGUAAAAACGAGCCAGCUUCCGAUCACAAUAGUGGGGAUCUACCAACAUGUCUGGCGGACUCACUUGUCUGCGAUACAGAAUCUUGAGCUGCGCAGGGGAGUCUGGCACGCUAUUUCCACGAUCGUGCAGCAAACCCCACAACGCCAUCACCUCCUAAUCGCUGGUGACUUUAAUGCCAACCUCACCCCACAACACCCCCACGUAGGUGGUGCAGCUACCCGAUCCCCGGCGGCCAACCAUUCGCCGGAGCUGCAGCAGCUGCUUGCAGAAGGCGACCUCUGCGCCCUGAACACUUGGCACACACCUCAUCGUGAUACGUAUGUAACCCCGACCCACAAUAGUCAAAUAGACUUCGUUGUGGUUCGCUGUGCCGAAGCUAAGGGUAAGGCAAAGCACUGUAUACCCCUCGUGCGGUUUCCUGUUGCGGGCUGGCGGCAGGCUGGCCACCGCCCGCUUCAUGCUGAGCUGUGGCUGCGCCCCUUUCGCAGGCAAGAACCAGCACACCUGCCCGCCCAACAUCGCUGCCAGUUAGAUGUUCUGCAGCAGGCAGUGGCAGACCAGACUGAACCUGCACAAGCUAUGCAGACUCAUGUUGAGGCUCGCGUGCAGCAGCUGCUGCAGCAGUCCUCUCCCAAUGCCUCCUGCCUUCAGGCCAGUCUGAAUCAGAUCUUGUGGGAUGCAGCUGAGAAAUUCUUUCCGGUUAAGCCUAAACCGGAUAAUCGCAUAAGCAAUAACCCGCAAUAUAAAGCCUCUGCCCGGCAGACAUGGGCCCUGUAUGCCAGACUCAAGUCAGCGUCGGUGGUCACCUUCUCUCACAUUUGGCGAAAAUGGCGCUUGCUAGUGCAGUUUCGAAAGGCCUCUCGGGCUCUUCGACAACAAAGCAAGGACCUCAAGCGAGCCUUCUAUGAACAGCAAAUUCAAGAGGCAGAAGAGGCUGCAGCCCGCCAUGACCAGAGAACCCUGUAUCAGAUUGUCAAACGAAUGGCGCCGAAGUCCUACAAGACUGCCUCUCGCCUGCUAGGCCCCGAUGGUCGCUUGAUGACGCCUUCUGGCGAACUGCAGGCCAUCCUCCAGCAUGGCAAGCAAACCUUUGCAGCCCUAAUAGAUGUAGAACACCCACUUGAGCCAGACGAGCCUCUUCACAUUCCUGAACAGAGCCUGCAAGAUGAACUUCGAGCCCUGAAAUUACGAAAAGCGGUCCCGGCUCAUAUUGCACCGGCGGCCGUCUGGAAGCAGUGCCAUGCCUGUCUCGGCAGUUGCCUUGCCAGCGCUCUUAACGACCACUUUGCUCUGCCAGCUCAGCAGCCUUUGCAACAUGACUGGAAAGACUGCUACAUCAAGUGGCUCCCGAAGCCGAACAAACCACCGGUUUCUGUUGAAGCUCUUCGUCCAAUCGGACUCCAAUGUCCAACGACCAAAGCACUCGCAGGUGCCCUUCGUGAGCGGCUACUACAAGUACUUCAUCCAGCCUUGGCCUCGCUUCCCCAAUUUGCCUACAUCAAGCAAAGAGGCACACAGGAGGCCCUCCUUAGGGUUCACAUGCACUUCCAUCAGGUUGCUAGUAUUCUGAAAGACAACAUUGUGGAUCGAUUCCAGCAAAAGGCAGGCAAGAAGGCUGCCAAGUGCAUUGGAGCAAUGAGCCUGUCGCUAGACCUUUCGCGUGCAUUUGACAGUGCGAGCCGACCUGAAGUGUACCAAACCAUGCUCCAUCAUGGGGUGCCCAAGGAGGUAGUUAAUGCCGUGCAGCAGCUUCACCUGCAUGCCCUUUACAAAUAUCAGGUAGGUCAGAACAGCUACGGAGCUACGAGCACAACCAAUGGCGUGAAACAGGGCUGCAAAAUAGCACCUUAUCUUUGGUGCUUCCUAACCCUGCGGUUCAUGGAGCUCCUUAUGCAGUCUAGGAGUGAGCAAUGGCUAGCUCACAUCAUGACAAUCUUCGCGGAUGAUGUGUGGUCGAACUGGAUUAUACGUAGCCUGACUGACUUCAAACGAGCGAAAGCUGAUCUUGAACUGAUUCUUACCAUCCUUGAAUCUCUUCAUCUUACUGUAAAUUUUACAAAAACAGCCAUCCUACUUGUUUUAGAGGGCAAAGAUGCUGCAAAAAUUCUUCGCGACCAUACUAUCACCAAGGCCGGUCAACAUCUUCUCCGACUCACUGUGUCAGGCCGCGACUGCACUCUUCCAAUAAAGGCACAACAUGAAUACUUGGGGUCGAUUGUCUCCUAUCAGGGUCGUAAAAACUUGAAUGCAGACCAUCGUGUGAAGGCCGGGAACGGCCGCUAUCAAGCACUUCGUCGUACCCUCAAUGGGCAUCAUGUACUUACGGCUCAUAACAGGAUUCGCCUUUGGACAGCCUGUGUGCAGACCAGUGCACACUACUCAUUGACUGCGGUCGGCCUGACCAGCAAAGGUCUUGACAAGCUGACGAAAGCCUCGACCAAACAGCUGCGAGCCGCUCUUAGGCAGCCGGCACACAUCAGCCAUACCACAACAGCACAGAUCUGGCAGCAGGCGGGUCACCCACUUCCUGCUCAACAGCUCGCCCAGAGCCUGGAACAGUAUGUCCUUAAACAACAAGCCCGAGCCACUACUGCACCCGACAUCACCACAAUGCCCCAGGUCCUACAGUAUGCUGAGGAGCAGCUCCGUCAGCUGCAAAUCCUUGCUUCCACUCCUCUGCGGGAGGAGCGAACCGUAGAUGAAGCCUCCGUGCAGACCGUAGCCUGUCCGGAGUGUGGUGAAAGCUUUGCUAGCCUCAAUGGCAUGCGCAUACACUGUCAGCGCACGGCAGGCUACCGGCACACCCAAAGUGCCCCACUACCUUCGAUGCAGUGGCCCACUCAGUGGGAGGACUCCCAGAAUGCCGUCUCUGUCACAGACGCUUCUUCAGGUAUCAGCAGCUGGUUAAACACAUCAACACAGGAGCAUGUGAAGCCCUUGGAGGUGAAAGCUUCAUUCGCAAACCCGUCGAAGCAGAUGCACUUCAGGUCACGAGUGAGAUGCCACCGGCAACCUCCUCCGACAGCCACACUCUGGACGUGGAAAACAUACCUGAAGAUCAACUGCCCUUAG